GCCCCGCCACAUGUGGGAGCUGCCCUGCAGGAGCCACGUGCACUGUUGCUUUCGGCUUCAUUCCAUAUUGCAUCUGCCCUCCCGGCUAUGGCAUGACCAGCACUGGCUGCAUCAGCGGCGCCACCCCCACCGUCUCCUCCACCAGCAUCACCUUCUAUGACCAGCCAAGCUACACCAUCACGACCAACACCUUCACUAUGCGCCUUGAAUUCAACGCCUGCACCACCCUCCCUGCCUCGGCUGCCUCUGAAGUCUGGUCGACUUUGCGGCUCGACGGGGCUCCUGGAGGGGUGGGGGAGUGUGUGAGUUUGAACCAGUACGAGCAGGAGGGGUGCGCUGGAGCGUACACAUCGUCUCCCAGCGCUUCGGACGGAACCAGCAUGGCCGGCUUGGGUUUCACCAAGUAUCUCGGGUACCCUUACCGCUCCUUCAGCUGCAAUGGUAUUGCUCUGUUGGUGAGUGCAGUUGUGUUGGUGAGUGCUGCUGUGUUGGUGGGUGCUGCUGUGUUGGUGGGUGCUGCUGUGUUGGUGGGUGCUGCUGUGUUGGUGGGUGCUGCUGUGUUGCUGGGUGCUGCUGUGUUGGUGGGUGCUGCUAUGUUGGUGGGUGCUGCUGUGUUGGUGAGUGCUGCUAUGUUGGUGGGUGCUGCUGUGUUGGUGGGUGCUGUUGUGUUCUCUCAAACCUACCUAGUGCUCCCAUCCAUUCCCUCGUAG
Closterium sp. NIES-65 is the source of this 710-nucleotide messenger RNA. Lineage: Eukaryota; Viridiplantae; Streptophyta; Zygnematophyceae; Desmidiales; Closteriaceae. The record is from the annotation of a GenBank genome assembly.